GAAGUGGCCAAUUAGGAUUCAAAAAUGAUUUAAUAUAUGACCGUUGCCAAACGUUCAAAAAUUUCUAAAUCUUGAAAAAAAAGUUGGCUUUAUGUGUGCGUACUUACCGUUGCCCACAAGGGCCCCACUCUUCCCCUUGCCCUUCCCCUUAUCUAAACCACUACCACUUCUCUCGGUCGAAAAUUUCAUUCGUCUUCGCGAUUCUGUAAAUCUUCAGAGGCUAAUGGCGGCGCUGGCACCUGGAAUUAUAUUAAGGCUUCUGAAUGGAAUGAACACAGGGGUCAAGCCAACCGGGGAGCACCGGAGCUCUCUGUUACAGGUGACGGACAUCGUCCCUGCCGAUCUGGAUGAGAAGAAUCUUUUCCCUAAACACGGAUUCUUCAUAAAGGUGACAGAUUCUUCACAUUCAAUUUAUGUCAGUCUUCCCUCAGAGCAAGAUGACAUUGUUCUUAGUAACAAGAUGCAGUUGGGCCAGUUCUUGUAUGUUGAUAAACUGGAACCAGGAUCCCCUGUCCCGAUUGUUAAGGGCGUCAAACCACUACCUGGCCGGCACCCAUUAAUCGGAACUCCAGAACCAAUAAUGGGUCUCAGAGAGAAAGGGGAGAGAUGUGAACAUAAGACCUGUUCAAAGGUUUCAAGUCACAGAAGAGGUUCUUGGGGAACAGGACCAACUGGGACAGAUCCUUCUUCUCCCAUGGUUUUGAAGCCAGUGCCUUUAGAUUUCGAUCAGUGCACACCAGUGAAGGAUCGUUCUAGUGCUAAUUCUGUGAAACUUGGGAACAAUCCACCAAUGUCUCCGAUGAUAAGAAAUAGUAGAAUUAACAAGGAGGGAAUUGGGAGUGCUGGAGUUAGGUGUUCAUUUGGUGGUGGAUUGCUUGUUAAGAUGGUGGAUUCGAAGGGAGAAAGCCCUGCAUUGCUGAGGAAAAGCUGUGUUGCAUCCUCUACCUCGAAAUUCCCACGGUGCAAGAGUGUCUGUGAGAGGGAGCCAAGAGUUCCAAUUAGUCCAUUCAAUUCAGCUGAAAAGAAAAGUGCAACCCCACCUCCAAGUCUAGGAAAAAAAAGAGUGGCAGCUUCCCUCAAUAUGAAUUCAGAUGCACAAGAGUCUGCCAAUUCAAGGAUGGCUUCAGAGGCACAGUCCCAGUCUGGUAAUUCAGCCCCUGCUGUACGUACCAGUCUGCCUAUGAAUUUGCCUGGAAAGCUUAGUGUAUUGGGGAAGGAAGCUGUCCAGCAGCGAGAAACAGCUCAGAAGAUGGCUCUUCAAGCGCUGAGAGAUGCUACGGCCACUGAGACAGUGGUUCGAUCACUCAAGUUAUUCUCAAACUUGAGCAAAUCAGCCAAAACAGAGUCACCUGCAAACUGUUUUGACAAGUUCCUGGAAUUUCAUCACCAAAUUGUGCAAGCUGUGACAGAUAUGGUGUCCAUUCAAGCAGCAACUGAAGUUGCAAAUCUGAAAAGUGAGAAAGAUAAACCACCAGAAGAAGAGUCACAAAUCCUAAACGAAAUUACGCACAAUUCAUAUGAUCAAUGCCGAAACUCAGAGCUAAAUUCAUCCAAGAGACGAUGUGCAUUGUACAAAUCAAUCGCUGCCUUUCCUGAAAGAAAGGAACAGAAGACAAACUCAGAGAAACUACUGAGAUCAUAUGCUAACGCAAAAACUUCAUCAGAAAGAAAAACACUAUCCACUCCACAUGGGAAAUUGUCCCUUGAAGCAAUUACUGAGAAUGAUGAGAAUAAAAAACCAGCCUUUAGCAGCUUGAGCAAUACCAUUAAACUGGGCAAGCAGAUUCAAACAGAAGCUGGAAAUUGGUUCAUGGAGUUUCUUGAGAAAGCUUUGGAAGCAGGGAUGAAGAAAUCGAAAGUUGCAGCGGAUGGGGAUGCUCGAAAAGUUCCUCAGUCUCUCAUACUUAAGGUUAUCAAUUGGGUGGAGGUAGAACAGUGUGAUAGCAGUAAGCGGGCUGUUCAUCCUAAGGCAGCACAAAUAGCUCGGAAGUUGAGAAUCAAAAUGAAGAACCCUUGAUGAUGGGAUUGUUGUAUCAAAAACAAGUCAUAUUAACACUAAAAUUCAAUGGUUCUAUUGUUCUGAAAUAUAUUUCAUGUGUGCAUUAUUUGUACCAUGUUAUUUCCAUAAUAUAACAUAAUGCAUUUUA
Messenger RNA from Tripterygium wilfordii, 2147 nucleotides. RefSeq lists its product as uncharacterized. The transcript is spliced from 5 exons. NCBI's taxonomy places the organism in Eukaryota, Viridiplantae, Streptophyta, Magnoliopsida, Celastrales, Celastraceae. The coding region runs from base 92 to 2017 and encodes 641 amino acids. The record is from RefSeq and is a predicted model, not a curated record.